Peronospora matthiolae is the source of this 1605-nucleotide messenger RNA. The record is from the annotation of a GenBank genome assembly. Lineage: Eukaryota; Oomycota; Peronosporomycetes; Peronosporales; Peronosporaceae.
AUGGCCACGAUCUCGUAUUUGUGGGAUCGAGAGGCUACCUUCUGCAGCCAAGCCGACACCAUUCAUGCGCUCCAGCAAUCCUACCGAGAUGCCGUCGUCCGGGGGGAUCGCUUACAAGAUGAGCUUGAUUCGCUAUACAGAUCAGCCGCUCCUUUUGUCUCCUUCGUCCAGCUUCGAUAUGACUCGAUGCAGGGCCGCUACGUCGACGCAGUGCAUUCUUUGAGUGAUUGCCAUCGAGCUCUGCGGACAUAUCGAGAUCAAUCGGAGGAGAUUCGUCGGCUACGCACUUUGAUAUGUGCCAACCACGAGGCUCAGGGGAACUUGGAACGACAGGUGGAUGCUUUGAGGGCUCAGCUUCAUUCGCUCCAAGCCGAACUCAACUCUCUCCGACAGCAGCGUGAUCAGCUGACCACGGACAAAUCCUUCCUUCACGUAGAAUUUUUGCACUUGAAGGAGCAAUUGGCUCAGUCUCAGGAGGAGAUCGCAGAUGGACUGUCUUCGAUCAGCGAUCUCAUGCAACAAGUGGAUGGUUUGACUCCCCUAGAAAGUCAGUUGGCACUUUCGCAGGCGGAGAACGCCAACCUACGUCGUCAGCUUGCGGAACACCUCGAGAUAUACGACCAGUUGCAGGUGGUGGAGCAUGAUCGGGAUCAGGCUAUAGCUGAACACCGAGCUCUCCUCGACACACUGAACAGUGCUAUACUCGGAUCCCGGUCAUCUGCGUUGAUCGCUCGAUCGACGCCUAAGAGUGCUACUCCGGUCGGAUCGGCCCCUGCUCCCACUACCCCGGGAUCGAGAUCGCUUGCCCGUAGGUCCAGAUCGAGAUCGUCCGGCCCGCCUGCCAAGCGUCGGCUUAUUCAACCAAGGUCGCAAUCCAGUGAUUCUUCCACCGCCCGUGUGGCUUCCCGGCUAUUGUCGUUGAACCCUUCAAUAACUUUAAACAAACUUCCCGGAUUGGCCCCACCCGAGCCUCCACCCAAUUCUUCUUGUUCUCCGCUUUCGUCCGCGGCUUCUGGGACUGGAUCGGGAAGUGAGGAGCUGACCGAGUCGGAUUCUAGCUCGGAUGAUUUGACUCGUGCUGCAUUAUCCCAAUCGAGAUCGGCCUCUCGUCGUCAACCUAGAUCGGAUGCCCGAUCUUCGACCCCGAACCCCUUUCCGGCCGCUCGGGUUGUUUCCGCUUCUCCCGCAGCUACUGCAUUGGCUCAAGCACUGUUGCGUUCGCCUUCUCCAGACGUUCCGGAGCCUCGUUAUCUUUCGUACCGAUCCACUCCGGUCGCGGCUGUCCCCGUAGUCGAAAUUCAAGAUGACGGCGGCGUAGAAGACGUGGAGGUAUCGCCGACAGGGGAGACACACAGCGAGACUGGCUCUGUUAGUCCGCCUCCGGAGUCUACUGCGCUUUCGGAUCGCCAUUCGUCCGAUAGCGAAAACAGCAUCAUUUUUCUGGCACGCCAAGUGGCUAACAGUGUUUUCUCUUCCGUGGACUUCGACAAUCUUCCGCCACUCCAGCAACCGCGGGAUCGGUGGAUUCCCAACUAUCUGGCGCCCUCCCGACGGAUAGCUUCCGAAAUCGCUCCAUGGUCCGUUUCGCGGAUCGCGAUGGUUUGA